Molecule: messenger RNA, 1051 nt
Organism: Zerene cesonia (dogface butterfly)
Lineage: Eukaryota; Metazoa; Arthropoda; Insecta; Lepidoptera; Pieridae
Product: homologous-pairing protein 2 homolog
Exons: 3
Coding region: 18-629 (203 amino acids)
Biological process (GO): meiotic strand invasion involved in reciprocal meiotic recombination; meiotic joint molecule formation; homologous chromosome pairing at meiosis
Cellular component (GO): DNA recombinase auxiliary factor complex; condensed nuclear chromosome
Molecular function (GO): double-stranded DNA binding; recombinase activator activity
Source: RefSeq, a predicted model, not a curated record
UUAUAAUUAAAAAAAAUAUGGCGAACGAAGCCGUAUUAAAGUAUUUGGAAGAUACAAACAGACCAUAUUCGUGUGCCGAUGUGACAGUUAAUUUGAGAGGCGCGUAUACAAAAGGUGUAGUUCAGAAAACGCUGGAUGCACUUUCGGAGGCGGGAAAAAUAAAAUGUAAACUAUACGGCAAGCAAAAAGUUUAUGCUGCUAUUCAACUUGAAGUCGUUGAUGGAUCUUGUGAUAUUGAAGACUACGACGCACAAUUGAAGACUUUGUCCCACCAGUUAGAAGAAAGGAGAAAUAAUUUAAAAACAGUUGAAAUUCGCCUCAAAAAUUUACUAACUACACCCACAUCAGACGCAGCUAAAAAACAAAUUGACGAAAUUAAUACAAACGUAUCGAGAAUUGAGAGUAAAUUGACAGCGUUACGUGAUUCUGUGGAAGUUGUUGGUGCGCAGAAAAAACGUGCUAUUUUAAAUGAACAUGAAAAAUAUUUACGGGAAUACAGGAAGCGUAAGAGAAUCUGUUCGGAUAUGAUAGAAACAGUACUGGACGGUUAUCCGAAAUCGAAAAAGAAUUUUCUGGAAGAGCUCUGCGUAGAAACCGAUGAAAUGGUGAAUUUUAAAUUGUCGACCUGAUGACAUAAUGAUAUAUUUAUUUUUGUAUAUUGUGUUUUGUUUUUCUAAUAUAUUAACCUGAAAAUUAAUAGAGAUUAUAGAAUGGGGACUUGAGCAUUUGUAUAUAAAUAAUUUUCUGGAAAUGUAAUUUAUAAUAUCCGCGUAAUUAUUUCGAAUGAUUAAAUACCUUUUCUUUUUGAAAUAACAAUUAAAUGAUAUUGUCGUCAAAAGUAGCACUUUUGAUAAAAAGUUACGCCUAAUACUUUGCUUAUAAGUUGCGGUUGCAACUCAUAGCUUUUUAAUUAAACAAAACAAAGUUUUCUAUUAAACAAUAAACAUAAAAAUCAUUCUGCCUCCUGGCUGUUUGAUAAUAUACAUAGUCUAUGUUUUUAAAACACAGUCUGUGGAUAAAUCUGUCAUCAAAAAAAAAAAAAGAAAAUAAA